UAGGACCCAGCAGCAGCUCGGUGUGCCCGGCUCUGACGCUUUGCGGGCAGACGUGCAGGUUGGAACGUUGCGCAGGUGCUGAGGCUGGAUGAGGGACGGCUCCCGGCAGCAGCAUCAUCCGAUUUUUCUGGCGGCGGAUCCAGUCGACAUUUCUUCAUUCCAUGAUUGCUGGAUAUGCAUCACGUGUGAUUGUGAAGAUUUGUGAGGAGAACCCUUCAUUAAAAACUCAUUCACUGCCUCCAUUAAGGAACAGCCAUAAAGCACCAUGGGAGGUGCUGUAGUGGAUGAUGAAGCACCAAGUGUGAAGGCCCCAGAUGGAGGAUGGGGCUGGGCAGUGUUGGCUGGAUGUUUUGUCAUCACAGGCUUCUCCUAUGCAUUCCCUAAAGCAGUCAGUGUGUUUUUCAAAGAGCUGAUCCAGGAGUUUGGGGUUGGAUACAGCGACACCGCCUGGAUCUCUUCCAUCCUGCUGGCCAUGCUUUAUGGGACAGGUCCUCUGUGCAGCGUGAUGGUCAACCGCUUUGGCUGUCGCCCUGUGAUGAUGGUGGGAGGCCUGUUCGCCUCUCUGGGAAUGAUAUUGGCCUCCUUCUCCACCAGCAUCGUCCACAUCUACCUCUCUACUGGAGUGAUUACAGGUCUGGGAUUAGCUCUGAACUUCCAGCCAUCUCUCAUCAUGCUCAAUCGGUACUUCAACCUGAAGCGUCCUCUGGCCAAUGGCCUUUCUGCUGCUGGGAGCCCCAUGUUCCUCUGCUGCCUCUCGCCUCUGGGUCAGCUUCUUCAGGACCAUUACGGAUGGAGGGGAGGCUUCCUCAUUCUUGGUGGGCUUCUGUUGAACUGCUGUGUGUGUGGAGCCCUCAUGAAGCCCCUACCGACUCCCAAGUUUGUGGAACUUCCACACGACCAGGAGGACACGAAGAAGAAGAAGAAGAAAAAGAAGCUGCUGGACUUCUCUGUAUUCAAAGACAAGGGGUUUGUCAUCUACACCAUAGCAGCAACCAUCAUGGUGCUGGGCUUGUUUGUGCCGCCUGUGUUUGUUGUGAGUUACGCCAAGGAACUGGGGAACGAGGACACCAAGUCUGCCCUGCUGCUCACCAUCCUGGGUUUCAUCGAUAUUUUUGCCCGACCAACCUGCGGUGUGAUUGCCGGACUGAAAUGGGUGCGACCUCGGUGUGUCUACUUGUUCAGCUUCGCAAUGGUCUUUAAUGGAACUGCUGACCUGAUUGGCUCACAGUCCCACGACUAUGUGUCUCUGGUAAUUUUCUGCAUUUUCUUCGGGAUCUCCUACGGCAUGGUGGGCGCGCUGCAGUUUGAGGUGCUGAUGGCGAUAGUUGGCACUGAAAAAUUCUCCAGUGCAAUUGGCCUUGUCCUCCUGGUGGAAGCUAUUGCUGUGUUGGUGGGACCACCAGGUGCAGGGCAACUUCUGGACGCUACCAAGAGCUACAUGUACGUCUUCCUGCUGGCAGGAAGUGAGGUAGUGCUCUCAGGACUGGUUCUGGCUACUUGCAACUUCUUCUUUAUCAAGAAGAAACCCCAUGAACCGGCAGUCUGUCUGGGUGAGAUGGUCACACUGGCAGAUGAUGAGAUCAAGCAGCUUAGCAGCAGGGCAGAGGAGCAGCUAACGACAGAGGAGGAGAUGCAGAAGGAGGUGGUCAAUGAGAACAAGAAUAACGACAAUGUCCGACCAAAGAGUGUAGCAGUGGACUCACAGGAGGUGGAGAGGUUCUUAAAGGAGCCGCAGGCUAAUGGUGACAUGGCUGCUUGUCCUGAAACCUGUCUUUAGGUAGAGACGGAGGGUGCAGGUGAAACGUACUAGUUAGCAGCAUAUCCAACCCUAAGCUUUGGCCAUAAUUCAGUGUUUGAGUGAGCGAUGUGUUUAUGUCCGUCACCGAAGUAGAUGUGACUCUGCUGCCAUCCAAAGGAUUGUUGGCAUGGACAGCUGUGUCGGCUUCGUCUUUCCACUCAGUGUUUUUAAAGUUUGCCGAAUGGGAACUGAGCUGCAGUGCUGCCGUGUGUAUAUAGUUUAUAACAAAUGUUCAAGUUAUUUUUUAUGGUUGUUGCCACCAGCAAAUUAAAUUAAGGGAUAAUUUUGUCAAAAUUCUGCAUUCUGUGCUUUAGCAAAUGACAUAACAAAAUGAUUAGUACAUAUGAAUGUAAACUCCCCCAAAAAGAAACACAGUAAAGUUGCAAAAUGUAACUUUUAUAUUUUAUAAAACUGUCAUCAUGUGGUGACAGUAUGGGAUGAGACAGAUAAUGUGUGAAAAAUGUCCAGCUUCUCUGUCUUUCCUCUAUGAACCUGCUUUGUCAGAAACGACCAAUCAGAGUCAGGAGGAGGGUCUCAGCUCUGUCAGUCACAGCUGAUUCCCCACAACGGAGCAUGCCGUGAAUGCUAAAGGCUAAUUAGCAUGGCCAUCAAUGAUGGCAGAUAAAUGGUUUUUCUAUAACGGUAAAUUGUUUCUCCACCAUUAGCAUAUUUAGCAGUGCAUUCAUAAGGUUGACUGGCAGCUCUAAGCCCCUCCCCUGGCUCUGAUUGGUUGAUUGCAUUAAGUGCAUUUCUUCAGAUGACAAGUGUAGCUCAGGGAGUGGAAGAGAUUCAAGUUUUUUCACAGAUUAUCUGUCUCAUAUUAAACUGCCUCAACAUACUGACACUUUUAACAAAUAUGUCAAAAACAUUUCUGUCAGGUGCAUACUGCAGCUUUAAGCAUCAACAUGGAGCAGUUUGAUUUGGAUGGAAUUUGACACAAUUACAGAACAGUGGGGGUGUAAAUGAUCUGAUUUGCAACCGUGUGGUUCAUUCAGACCAGGCACUAGAGGCCAUGAGUGAUGUCAUCAGAUACAGAUUGGAUUGGAUUCAAUCGUCCAUUUUCACCAUGUUUCAGGCUGGGUGACUGUAUCAAGCCAUUGCCUAACAUAUGGGGCCAACUACACACACUGUUGAAACCAGAGUGUGUGUGAAAGGCUAGGCUAACCAAGGGGGUUAGUUAGCCUAGCAUUCCAGGUAGUCAGAACCUAGAAUACCUGACCUCUUUCAAACCCUGCAUGAGACCCUCAUCACUCUCCUAGUGACGUUGUUUAGUCUGACUACAUGGCAUCCUGUCUGUCUGUCUGUCUGUCUGUCUGUCUGACUGCCAGACAUUCUGGCAGCUUCCUGCCAUAUUAUCAUUCCAGUCAGGCUGCCACUGCUGUCCUCUGGUGAGCCUGUAGACCCGCCAGCUCCUUGCAUUUUAAAUCAAGCACAUCCUCAGUGCUGCUCUGCACCAGAUGACUUUCUAAUUAGACUAUUUGUUUGUGGUCCUUUCCAUGGUGCUUACUUAUUCAAUAAUUAGUCUUUGAUGAAGUGGAAGGGAAUUCAUUUUCAAUGAAAGGGGGAAUAGAAUGAAAGGCUAAGCAAAUCAUCCUACCUAAGUUUAGAGUCAGAUCAUAGAAGAACAAACGUAAUAUUUAAGAAGAAAGACCUAAAGUGAAUAUAAUGUCUUGCUCUGCUCCACAGUUUAAACAGCGUGUUACAGAGAUCACCAGUUCUGAACUUCAGGAGGAAUUGUCAUUUGUCCUUUUUGGAUGCAUGUCAAAACAACCUACUUGCUCCAUGUUUAGUAAAACUAAAAUAACAAUUCUACUCAGUGCUAUGAAAAAGUAUUUACCUCCUUACAGAUUUUGAUAUUUUUUUCUUAUAGUUAAACUCAAAUGUUUUUCGUAAGUAACCAUUUUUUUAGUAUCAAAGAUGACCUGAGUAAAAAAAAAAAACUGGAGUUUUAAAAUGAAGGUUUUAUGUAUUACUGCAUAAAUCCUAUCCAGACCAGCCUGACCAUGGGAGAACCUAACUGGUUACGUUCUCUCAUGGUCUUGCUCAAAAAUUCUUCAUCCCAAAACCAUUUUUUCGUUUCUUUUUUUUUAUUGCUGGCUGGAGAGCUUCUGUAUGUCAUCAUACUUCUUUUCUGAGCCCAGAUGUAACAGGAAAACAGCCACCAAAAAGUUCCACCUGGUCUCAUCAGACCACAGACGAUCAUCACUCACUUCCUUUGAACUCUACCGUGGAGGCCAUUUUGUCUAGUUUGUAUUACUCUUGAACCCUGACCUUUGACCUUAACAAAUGCUUUGAGGUCUGUUCUGGGUCCUCCUGUGGCCUCCUGGAAGAGCCAUGUAGGGAUCUAAGAGUGAUUCUGGUUGGCUGGCCUCUCCUGGGAAGGUUUUCCAGUGCUUGUAGUUUUCUCUGUUUCUGGCUAAAGCUCUCGUUGUAUUUUACUGGAGUCUGAAUGAGUUAACAAGGGAGCCAAUUACUGUUUUAGCUAGAACCAGGUUGGUUUGGAUAACUUCAUUAUCACUAGAAAUGAGGUCAUCUUUCCUUAAGUGAAUUUUGAUUUUGCUGAGGUUAUCUCUAACUGAGUGGCCACAUGUGCCUCACUGCCAUCCUUGUGGGUAUGUGUGUGUGUGUGUGUGUGACUGUAAUUACAGGCCAUUUACCGUUUUUACCAUUUCAGUGUCUUUGAUUAUCUGAAAAACGCAAGAGGGAGCAAAACGAAAACGUUUUUUAAAAAAAUCUGUAAAGGGAAAAAAUACAAUUUCAUGUCAUGUUAUUAAAAGGAAAGUAAUAAAAGUAGAUUUAUAACAGAAAUCAAACUGAGUGCCUCACUUAAAAAAACAAUACAACAUAAAAACUAAUAACAUAUACUUUAUAUAUUUUUUUAGUUUUUAUUUUUUCAAGAAAUUUGUGAUAAGAGAGAUGCAGAAUCCUGUCAGCCUUAUCCUUUAAAUAAUAAAGUGCUGCUUUCUGCUGUUCUGCAUUCUGAAGUGUUGGAAAAGCUUUUUGUGUCUGUAUAACCAGAAACUCAUUCCUGUCAAAAGCUUAAAAUCUUGUUUGUGACCAACUUCUAAUGGAUUGUAGUUUCUUUAUUCUCCUCACUUUUGAAUCACAAGGCAGAAAAUAUCUUCCCCCUCAGUUUGUGACGUUACACAAAAACAGGACUGGAACUGGUUAGAUAUGAUUGGCUGCAGAGAGUGGCAGCUGGUUGGAAAGUUCUGCUGCAGCUUUUGUCUCUUGAGUUUGAGGUUGGAGGUAAAUAUUUUAUGCCCAAGACUUUAUUGUGAAAUUCAAAAGAGAGAGAAGCAUUUCACUGUGAAACGCGCUCCAGUCUGCUUCACGCUCACACUCCACAGGUUAUGUCCUCCCUGCAGACUUGUAUGUGAUUGUGGAUCGCUGUUAUUGUGAGCUUACUUGUGUUGACGACGUUAUACUGCCUCUCUAAAGUACUGAGCUCACUUAGCUUCACAACCCAAGAUGUCCAGCAGAGGUGAUGCAAUAGCUUUCUAUGGAACAGAGUAUGUUCUGCAACAUGGCUUACUGUUUGUGGAGUAAAAAGACAUAUUUAAUCAAUAUAUUUUAACAAAGUAAUUCUAAUUUGCUAUGAAAUUUUUUAUGGACAAUGUUACACAUUACUGUUCCUUGUGUGUUUUUUAUUGUCUGUAGCGUUUGUGAGUGUUUCAAUAAAAAUAUUUUUUGCUGUUCUAGA
Messenger RNA from Gambusia affinis (western mosquitofish), 5501 nucleotides. It is a transcript of the gene slc16a3a, whose product is annotated as solute carrier family 16 member 3a. Bases 266 to 1777 code for a protein of 503 amino acids. NCBI's taxonomy places the organism in Eukaryota, Metazoa, Chordata, Actinopteri, Cyprinodontiformes, Poeciliidae. Gene Ontology annotation, molecular function: monocarboxylic acid transmembrane transporter activity. Gene Ontology annotation, biological process: monocarboxylic acid transport; transmembrane transport. The transcript is spliced from 7 exons. The record is from RefSeq and is a predicted model, not a curated record. Gene Ontology annotation, cellular component: membrane.